This is a messenger RNA of Teleopsis dalmanni, 2657 nucleotides long. Its product is annotated as sodium-dependent phosphate transporter 2-like. Bases 159 to 2288 code for a protein of 709 amino acids. The transcript has 7 exons. Gene Ontology annotation, cellular component: membrane. Gene Ontology annotation, biological process: phosphate ion transmembrane transport. The record is from RefSeq and is a predicted model, not a curated record. Gene Ontology annotation, molecular function: phosphate transmembrane transporter activity. NCBI's taxonomy places the organism in Eukaryota, Metazoa, Arthropoda, Insecta, Diptera, Diopsidae.
UUUUUUUGAAAAAAGAAAAAAUAAAAAAAAUUAUAAUAAAAGUUGAUAUAAAUAAAAUUAGUGCAGCUACUAGUGUAGGGUACUUGAUAGAGCUAAAGUUUUAGCUAUUCAAAUUUUUUGUUUAAUAAAAAAAAUAAAUUAUAAUAUCAAACGACAACAUGGAAGCGUACUCGGCGGAUUUGUUGUGGAUGGUCAUUAUUGGUUUUAUAAUUGCAUUCGUUUUGGCAUUUGGCAUUGGCGCUAAUGAUGUAGCAAACUCAUUUGGUACAAGUGUGGGUUCUGGCGUACUUACUAUACGCCAAGCAUGUCUACUAGCAACGAUAUGCGAAAUUUCUGGCGCAGUUUUGAUUGGUUAUAAGGUUUCGGAUACAAUGCGUAAAGGUAUACUUGAAGUAGGCCUAUAUGAAGGAUUUGAGGAGGAACUUAUGCUUGGUUGUGUCGCUGCUCUGGCAAGUAGCGCUAUAUGGUUGUUAGUUGCGACAUUUUUGAAAUUACCUAUUUCGGGUACGCAUAGUAUUGUUGGUUCAACAAUUGGUUUCUCUUUGGUUGCACGUGGAACACAAGGUCUUAAAUGGUCUACACUCGGUACUAUAGUCGGUUCUUGGUUCAUUUCUCCCGUUUUGAGUGGUUGUGUGAGCAUUUUGUUAUUUGUGCUUAUACGUAAGUUUAUAUUACGCGCAAAUGAUCCAUUGAAAGCUGGCUUUCGCUCAUUGCCAAUAUUCUAUGGAGUAACAUUUUUCAUAAAUGUUAUAAGUGUUGUAUUGGAUGGACCAAAAUUAUUGUAUAUGGAUAAUAUACCUACUUGGAUCGCUAUAAGUGUAAGUGUAGCAUUGGGACUGUUGGUUGCUUUAUUAACACAAUUAGUUGUGGUUCCGAUGCAAAAGCGAAAUAUUGCAAAACAAUUACGUGCAAAAAAUCCAGUUAAAUUCAAUUUUGAGGAUUCUGUUGAAUCUUCCCCGUCCGGUAGUCCCAAGAAAAAUAGACGGCCAUUAUCGCUUGUUAGCGAAGGUAAGCAAUUACCAGCAAUUGCCGAAAUAACUGAAUUAGUUUCUCUGACUGAUAAUUCUCCAAAAACAUUUAAACUUGCACCAUAUGGUAUGGCGAAAAAUGGCUUAAACGACAAUUAUAAAAUUAAUCCUGAUAUUAUAAGAAAAGCAGAAGAUUUGCUUGGUAAAGCUAGUUUGGAUAAUACCGAUUUAACUAUUACUAGUUUAAAUUUCAUUGAUGAACAAAAUCAAUAUGAACAUGGUAACAAUGGUUAUGGUUUGGUCACUACAACAACUUUAACAACUAAUGGUAAAGAAAACACUUUACAGAAACUACAAAAAGAACAACAACUACAAUCAUCUCUAUUUAAUGGCAAAAGUAUUGAAAAUAAAAAAGAGCUUCCAACCAAGCAAGAAAAAAAUGGCUGUGUAUCAAAUAACAACAUCACUGCCUUAGAACCAAAGGAUUCAAUUACAAAAAAAGAUUUAAAAGUUGUUGAAAGUGGCACUAGUCUUGAGAUGAUGAUUUCUUCAACGUUAUCACCAAAUUCAAGUAAAGUUCCUUUGAUUGAAAGUAAAGAAGCUAUAAAUGAACUUAAAAACUCCGCAACCAAUCAAAGUGAUGAGGAAACAGAAGAAGUAUCGAUGCUAUUCUCAUUUUUACAAGUUUUAACUGCUACUUUUGGAAGUUUCGCACAUGGAGGCAAUGAUGUGAGUAAUGCUAUUGGACCAUUGAUUGCUCUUUAUAUGAUAUACAGAGAGGGUUCUGUAAUGCAAAAAGCUGAAAGUCCCAUAUACAUAUUAAUAUAUGGUGGUAUUGGUAUUUCAGUUGGUCUUUGGCUUUGGGGCCGGCGCGUUAUUGAAACAAUUGGCAAUGACUUAACGAAAAUAACAUCAUCAACUGGUUUUACGAUUGAAGUUGGCGCUGCUAUAACUGUACUGCUUGCCAGUAAGAUUGGUUUACCAAUAUCGACUACACAUUGCAAAGUUGGUUCUGUUGUAUUUGUUGGACAUAUUAGUGGAUCUGGAAAGAAAGCAAAAAACAGCGAUGAUCGAAAAACUAAGCCUAACAAUGAUGUGUCUGUAGAAUGUGGUACAUCUGGUGUUUCGACUACAGGUGGCAGUAGUGAUAUACAGAUAACUUCAACGUCUCAGGAAAUGGAGCAUAAUAAUGGCGGAAAUAGUAGUGUGGAUUGGCAUUUGUUUAGAAAUAUAGCUUACGCUUGGAUUGUAACUGUGCCAGUUACUGCCAUUUUAAGUGCAGCUAUUAUGUUUGUACUUUGCAGCAUUGUUAUAGGAUAAAUUCGUAGGCAAAAUUUGCUGCCGAAUUGAUGUAUACUUUAGUAAAGAAAAGCAUUAAUAAUAUAAUAAAAUAUAUGAAAUGUACAAACUUAUUUAAAAGUUUGACAUAUUUAUUGAUUCCGUUCUGUUAAAUUCGAAAAAAAAAUCAAAUUUUUGUAUUGCAAACAAAUUAUUUAUUAUUAGUACUUAAAUUUUAAAAAUAUACAAUAUUAUAUUAAAUAAAAAUUAUAUGGUUAAAAUUAAAAAAAAAAAUAAUCAUAAAUAGAUCGUCGUUGUUUAUAAAUUUAAAGUAAUAAUUUAGAAGUCGUUAUGCAGCACAUAAGUAAAAGAUAUUACAAAGUUAAAAAUUAAAAUAAAAUAAAUAUGUUA